ACCUGAGCGAUAAUACAGUUGCAGGAAUAUUUACACGAACUAUUUUAGGAAUUAUGAAUUAUUGGUCAUUUUUAAAGAGACUUAACCGCAAUGCAUCAACAAAGUAUUUGCUAACAUGUGGAUCGGGAUUAUUGGCUUUUGUAGCAUUAGGCGAAAAGACUCGGAAAAAAACUGAUUUUGAUAUUGCCGUGGAAAAUGCAACUGAUCUCGUUCAAAGAAUAAAGGAUGAAUCUGGUUGCCCUGGUAUAGUAGCAGCCGUAGGCAUCGAUGGCCAAUUGGUCUGGUCUCAGGGAUUUGGUUAUGCAAAUAUAGAACAUAGAAUCGAAUGUACUCCAAAAACAGUGAUGAGGAUAGCCAGUAUAAGUAAAUCAUUUACAAUGGCACUAGUCGGUAAACUCCAUGAAGAUGGACUGUUGGAUUAUGAUCAGUUUAUUGAAAAAUAUGUUAAAACAUGGCCCGAAAAGUAUUUUAAUGGAAAGCCAGCGAAAAUAACGAUACGUCAACUACUUUCUCAUUUCGGCGGUAUUCGUCACUAUUUAAAGUGCAAUCAGAAAAGCUCAACACCAGUUGAAAAUGAGCUGCUGAUACCAGAGUACUAUAAUAAAAAAAGAUAUAAAACAAUAUCCGAAGCUCUAUCCAUAUUUAAGGAUGACGAAUUAUGCAGUCUACCUGGAACAGAGUUUUUAUACACAACUUACGGAUGGACACUAAUUAGUGCAGUUUUAGAGAGCGUCUCUUCAAAAUCCUUUGAAGUAAUGAUAAAGAAUUUAUUUCAAACUUUAGAUUUAAAAAAUACUUAUUUAGAUGAAAAUGAUACAAUUAUCUAUCACAGAGCAAGCAAUUACGUAAGAGAGGCAAAAACUGGAAAGCUGAAAAAUGCUGAAUAUGUUGAUAACUCUUAUAAAUGGGGUGGAGGUGGACUUUUAUCGACUGCUCCCGAUUUAGUAAAAUUUGGACUUUCAAUGUUGUCUAGUUAUCAAACGAACUCACCGAAUAACUUCUUAACUAGGAAAACUAUGAUAGAAAUGUGGCAAGGUGUUCCUAAUGCUAAAUGUAUAUGGGAAAAAGAUGGAUCCUAUGGAAUGGGCUGGUGUAUUCAUUCAAAAUAUAUAAGUCACACAGGAGGGUCUAUAGGUAGUUCGAGUGUACUUUUAAUCGUUCCAAAAGAGAACUCUGAAGAGAAACUUCAUGGUGUAAGCGUCGCUAUUAUGUGUAAUAUGCAAGGCGUCUCCCUUUAUAAGACAGCAAAAGAAAUUGCUCAAAAUUUUCAAGACUUAAAGGUUGAUGAAAUAAUUGUUGACAAGCAAAAAGUUAAGGAUCAAGACGAUUUGCAUGAUAUUUUAUUGCACACUCCGAGACAUGAUGACUAA
Molecule: messenger RNA, 1370 nt
Organism: Dimorphilus gyrociliatus
Lineage: Eukaryota; Metazoa; Annelida; Polychaeta; Dinophilidae
Source: the annotation of a GenBank genome assembly